CAUACAUUUGUUCAAAACACCGUCAUACAUUUGUUCAAAACAUCGUCAUACAUUUGUUCAAAACAUCGUCAUACAUUUGUUCAAAACAUCGUGAUACAUUUGUUCAAAACAUCGUCAUACAUUUCUUCAAAACACUGUCAUACAUUUGUUCAAAACACCGUCAUACAUUUGUUCAAAACACCGUCAUACAUUUGUUCAAAACACCGUCAUACAGUUGUUCAAAACACCGUCAUACAUUUGUUCAAAACACUGUCAUACAUUUGUUCAAAACACCGUCAUACAUUUGUUCAAAACAUCGUCAUACAUUUGUUCAAAACAUCGUCAUACAUUUGUUCAAAACAUCAUCAU
Messenger RNA from Lottia gigantea (owl limpet), 348 nucleotides. RefSeq lists its product as hypothetical. NCBI's taxonomy places the organism in Eukaryota, Metazoa, Mollusca, Gastropoda, Lottiidae. The record is from RefSeq and is a predicted model, not a curated record. The transcript has a single exon. The annotation marks the transcript as partial.